UUGAUAUUUAUGACUAAUUGAAGUGAUUGUAGUAUUAAUGUUAUGUCUACUGAUUGGGUACUGUUGUGCGAUGGAGGAGGAGUGGGAGAGGAUGAGAGGUGGCGCUCUGCGGUGAGGUACUACAACUGAAUGAGAGAGACCGAUCCCACGUCACGGAGGAGAGAGAGAGAGAGAGAGAGAGAAAGAGAGAGAGAGCGAGCCGAGCCUCCUCCUCGCACAUAGGACAACACACUCUCAGGACAAAAGACGAGCUGAACAUCGGUACCGACUGCACACGACUCAUAUCUUCGACCUGAAUUUCGGCUGUUCAGAAGAAAUUUGCGUAUUUACUGCACCGUGUAUUUCAGUGUCAGCUCUCGCCGGCGGAAAUGGACGAGCAUUUCGACGCACGAGAUAAAGUGGAGAGGAAGGACCGGGGAGUCUCACGAGCCAACGGCGUCCCGAGCCCCGCCCACAGCGCUCACUGCAGCCUGUACCGCACGCGCACUCUCAAGGCGCUCAGCUCGGAGAAGCGAGCCAAAAAGGUGCGCUUCUACCGUAAUGGAGACCGCUACUUCCCUGGCCUGGUGUGCGCCGUUUCCUCCGAGCGCUUCCGCACGCUGGACGCACUGCUGGCCGAGCUGACGCGCGCGCUCAGUGACAACGUGCACCUGCCCCAGGGCGUGCGCGUUAUCUACGUCAUCGACGGCUCGAGGAAGAUCACCAGCAUCAAUCAGCUGCUGGAAGGAGAGAGCUAUGUAUGUGGCUCCAUUGAGGCGUUCAAGAAGCUUGAUUACAUGAAGAACAUCAACCCCAACUGGUCUGUGAAUGUGAAGGCCACUGCAUCCACUAGAUGCAUCCCCUCCCUGUCCAGCUCUAAACCAGGGUCCCACGAAUGCAAAGAGACCAAGGACUUCAUCAGGCCAAAGCUGGUCACUAUCAUACGCAGCGGUGUGAAGCCACGCAAAGCUGUUCGGAUUCUGCUUAACAAGAAGACAGCCCAUUCGUUUGAGCAUGUCCUCACUGAUAUCACAGAUGCCAUCAAGCUUGACUCUGGUGCUGUCAAGAGGAUUUACACUGUUGAAGGAAAGCAGGUCACAUGCCUUCAGGACUUCUUUGGUGAUGAAAACAUCUUCAUUGCAUGUGGACCUGAGAAGUUUCGUUACCGUGAUGACUUCCUGCUGGAUGAGAGCGAAUGCAGGCUGAUGAAAUCAUCCUCUUAUGGAAAGAGUCUUCUAAGUAAAGCAUCUCCCAGGAAUGUGACUCCCUCCAGACGCAGCAAGUCACCCUCAGUGAACGGGACUCCAGCCAGCCAGCUGUCUACACUGAACUGUAUGAAAUCACCCAGUCCUACUCCAGCCAGUCCAGGGAGCCUAAAGAAGGAGAAGGACAAGGCAGGCACCAAACGUGCAGCCUAACUCCACAUACUCACUCAGAAGGGAAAUAGCAAUGGGAUACCUAGCAAUGGGGAAUCUCCUAAACGCUUUCACACACUCUAACACUCAUUUGGCCAUCAAAGGCAUGUGUGAAAGCCCAGCAGAUUUGUUCAUGGAGACCAACCUCUGCCUUUUAGAAGUUUUGUAAUGAUGAUGUAGACAUACUGUCUACUGGUGGUAUUAGAGUGUACAACUUGAACGAGCAUGCAACUCGUUAUGAUGUAAUGAUGUGUGUAAUGAUGUGUGUAACCACAUUGAAGUGUUCCAAAUCCUGCUGCAUCAGUUAAUGAUGAGGCAGUAAUAGAGUGUCCAUGCUCAAUCAAGACCCAUGUAAUUAUUUAAUUAACUCAUUAAUCUCUCUCUCUCAGUCUUUAUCUCUCUCUGCAUUUUUAUCAACAGCUCAAAAGCACUAAUACUUUGCCCUCAUUGUGUGUAUAGAUUUUCUAUCGGUGGCCCAACCUGGCAAUGUUUAGUCUUUUCAUGUGGUGCCAGUAUGUGGUGAAGUCAACAAAAUUGAGGUGUGUUAGAUUGAAGGAUGAAUAGAAGACUUCUCUGACAUCUUGCGCUGUAUUCCAAAAGUGGCCAUUGCUGGCUUCACAGGGUGUCUGGAGCUCAAUCUUUCCUUGAGUUGCCUGUAUAUGUUAGGAAAAAAUAUCCAGGAGAAUUUGUGGCACAGCUGUUGCUCAAUGAUUAAAAAAAAAAAAAAAAACUAACAUAAGAUUGUCCUAAAACUGAGCGCUGAGAUAGAGAGUGUUCCCUGAGAUAGAGAAAUGACUCUCUAUGCUCUCUGAGUUCAGCCUACCCUGUUUCAUAUUCAGCGCACAUAUCCGCACCAAACAGUGAUCACUGCAAGAGUGCUCGAAGCAAGAUGAUCUCAGUGUGCUUUGAUCUGAUGAGGAUUGCUUUGCACUUCUUGCUGCUUGCCGCUUCUCCAGAGGACAUUUUCAAGCAGUCAGAUGAUCGUCUCCAAGCAAGGCAGGAAUCUUGAUCGCUUCACAGCCAUCUGCCAUAUAAGUAGGUCACACUAUGAUAAGAAGCUCAUAUUUUGUGAAUGGGGGUAAAGAAGAUGAAAAGUGCUCCAGCAUAAAUGCAGCGUUGAGGCACUCCAGAACGGAAUGCUCCAGUUUUCUUCUUUGACAUUCAGCCACUGAUGUGAGCUAGCUGAAAAUGGCAGAAAGAGCUUUAAAUCUUUUGCGGCCUCUGGGAUUUAUGCUUAGUUUUAACUCUCCUACUUGUUUGGAGAGUCUAUGCUUCAUUACUUGAAUAAUGUGUGGCUCUCUGCAAUUAGUCUCCAGUGAUUCUUUUGCAAUUCAUUGCAUACAUUAUGCACAGUACUGAUUCUGCACAUCUCCUCAUUAUCUAUACACAUCAGUUUUAUUUGAUCUGACCGAGCAGUGAAUGUAUGCUUAGCACUGAACUAUUUAUACACAUUGAUCAUUCCUGGGUGAUCACACUUAUUAAUAAACAGUAUAUGAGAUAGGACUGCACAUAAAUGUCCAGAAAAUUUUGUGUCAGAAGGUUUUACGAUUAAAUACAUUUGAUGGGGCACAGUGGCUUAGAGGUUUGCAUGUUUGCGUCACACCUCUUAGGUUGGGGGUUUGAUUCACGCAUCCGCCCUGUGUAUGUGGAGUUUGCAUGUUCUCCCUGUGCUUCGGGGUUUUCCUGCAGGUACUUUGGUUUCCUCCCUCAGACCAAAGACAUGUGUUGUAGGCUGAUUGGCAUCUCUAAAUUGUCCGUUGUGUGUGCGAUUGCGCCCUUGUGCCCAGAGUCCCCUGGGAUAAGCUCCAGGCACCCUGCAACCCUGUCUAGGAUAAGCGGUACAGAAAAAGGAUGGAUGAUGUUGCAUUAGCAAUUUAUUUGUUUUUAUAAUCGAUUAAGUGGAAUUCCCAACUAAUUGACUAUUUGACCUUGACUCAAAAACAAAAAGGCAUUUGACUGGUAGGUGGCGUUUGUUUUUUUCUGCCUUUACUCAAUCUCUAUCAUACAUGCACAAAUGAUUUACACUUUUAUAGACAAUGUCGAUAAUGAAAACAACACCUUUAUGGAUGCUUGGAGACUAAGAUCAGUUGAGGGAUGUGUUUCAUUGAAUGUUAGGUGGCAUGUGUUAAGUAGUAUUGGAAUAUUGGUGGUCGUAGACUGAAAAGUGAAAUAAUUGGAGGAAUUUGGAAAAUAACUUGGAAGGGUGGAGAGAGGGAUGAAGUGUAAGCUGUUACCAUAGCAACAUCAGAUGAAUGGAAGAACAAAUAUGUGAAGAAGAGUGGAGGGCACUAGGGCAGGUAGUGUAGGAUGGAGUGAUACAGAGUAAUGAAGGACUGACGCAACAUAAGAAGAGGAAUAUUAAUGAAUGAAUACAAUACAAUUCAUGUAAAAUUUGUGGGGGGUUUUUUGCAUCAAAAAAUCUACAGCUUGAUUCUGGUUUUUGGACUACAGUUGUUCUGUUCAGUGUUUUAUAGUUGGUAUAGUAGUAUAAUACAUAGUGUGUCCUACUUUUCAUAAUUACACAAGAGUGGUAACUGCUCUAUAUGAUAGGAUAGUGUUUUGUAGUGUUUCAGUCCGUGAGGGGGUUUCCUUCUCUCAUAAUGUUCUCCAAUGCCCUUUGGCUCUGUUUUCCUGGAGAAGCACAGACCAGCAAUAUGCACAAUGUGUCUAUAAAGUCACAAUCUGUCUCAGUUGGCCAGGUGUCCCAGUCAUGGUGAUGUUCUGUCAGAAACAAAGCAAAAUUUUGAGAGAGACAGAGAGAGAGAGAGACAGACAGACCAAGAGAGAGAUACAGAGAGAGACAGACAGAGAGCGAGAGAGAGACAGACAGAGAGAGAGAGACAGACAGACAGAGAGAGACAGACAGAGAGAGAGAGCGAGAGAGAGAGAAAGAUGGUCAUUACUCAUCUAAAACAUUUUGCAGGUUGCUGAGUUGUUUGAGCAACAAUUUAGAAAUUCUUAAGAGAGAGAGAAUAGAUUACUUUUAUUUGCCGUUCAGAUUUAUUCAUGUUUGAUGGUCAUGUGAUCAGUUUUAGUGAUGAUACACCUUUUGUUCCAUUCCAUCCCUCCUUUUGUAUUUUCUUCAUUCUGCCAGUCAAGUCAUAGCCCGGCUUUGUACACCACAUUGUCUGUUGAGUUGCAUGCUCUUCUCAUUUGUGUGUAUGUUCACACAUUUUCAUGUCAUUUAUUUCACAAUAAUUGAUUUAGAAAUUUGUCAUUUGUUUAUUUUCUAUUGAAACAUUUUUUGUGUGUUUUCUAAAAAAAAAAUACAUGUGUAUCUGUCAUCUGUGCAUCAUACAUUAAAGUACAUUCCAUGCA
Messenger RNA from Ictalurus punctatus (channel catfish), 4712 nucleotides. It is a transcript of the gene dclk1a, whose product is annotated as doublecortin-like kinase 1a. Lineage: Eukaryota; Metazoa; Chordata; Actinopteri; Siluriformes; Ictaluridae. Gene Ontology annotation, cellular component: axoneme. The transcript has 7 exons. Gene Ontology annotation, biological process: photoreceptor cell development; retina development in camera-type eye; intracellular signal transduction. Gene Ontology annotation, molecular function: protein kinase activity; ATP binding. The coding region runs from base 369 to 1397 and encodes 342 amino acids. The record is from RefSeq and is a predicted model, not a curated record.